Molecule: messenger RNA, 3394 nt
Organism: Chiloscyllium plagiosum (whitespotted bambooshark)
Lineage: Eukaryota; Metazoa; Chordata; Chondrichthyes; Orectolobiformes; Hemiscylliidae
Gene: pik3r6
Product: phosphoinositide-3-kinase regulatory subunit 6
Biological process (GO): positive regulation of MAP kinase activity; G protein-coupled receptor signaling pathway
Cellular component (GO): phosphatidylinositol 3-kinase complex, class IB
Molecular function (GO): 1-phosphatidylinositol-3-kinase regulator activity
Source: RefSeq, a predicted model, not a curated record
GUUUGGAAAUUGCUGUUACUCACUACAUCCACAGUUGGGAUUGGAAGUUAUAAACGACUGCAAAUUUAAGAUGACAGAUUGAACGGGCUACAAAUGGUGACAAAAAAUAUGUAGAUAUCAUCGAAAUCCAUCAUCAGAAUUAAUAGAAUAAUCAGGAAACCAGGCUUUUGUCCUGGCUGAUCUCUUGGAUGUUGCUGUUCCAUCCCAUUAAAGACACUAAGCAUCACUUGAACACUUAAGCAACAAUGGAACCAAAAGUGAGGAGCCCAAUGAAAAACAUUGCAGCAGUGUGGGUGAGAAAAGAUGCUGCAGACAUGGGGUUGUUGUCAGAAAACUGCACAAGUAUCAGGGCUGGAAGCCCCAGUUCAGCAACAACUGCUGAGGCUGACAUUCAGCGCAGUGUAAAGGCCAUUGUACGGGAACUGGACCAAAGACCCCCGGGAGGCUCAAGCAGUCGAGGAAUGUUUAGAUGGACAUUACAUAAGAAGUCUGAACGAGACCCAUACAACAGCAUUUUUCUCGUUAAAAAUCUUAUAAGUGAACUGGAACUGGCAAAGAAAGAUAAUAAGCACUACAUUCUACCUUUAUUGAACAUCCUAAUGUACACAGUUAUUCAGGCUGCAUAUAUUCCUGAUGAUCUUCACGAAAAAGCAUAUAAAUUUUGCAAAGGGCUGCUAUCCUUCGCCAAACCCUACUGCACCAUUGCACAUGAAUAUGCAGUUAUGUUAAAAGCUGAAAGAAAGGCGCCAGGUGUAUUAUACCAAAGAUUAAUUAUUUCUGAACAUGGACUGAAAAAUGACACAUCUCCACACUGGGAACGGGUUUUUAUACUUGCUGAUCCUGAUCUUAUCUCUGAAGAGGUCUGUAAUGCUCUUUACAAUGAGAUCCAUUCAAUGAAUCCUAAUGAGAUAUUAACUAAGAAUAUGGGUCAUGCUAUAAAACACACCAUACAAGCAGCCCUGGGAGAGACCUGCAAUAUCAACAGACUGGAUGAGGUCUUGGAGCGUAAACCUUUCAAUGUGAUUGAGCGUUAUUUCCAGGAAGUGGUUGCUAUCACAGAGCAGUCUUGUUUCUCAUCAGAGGAGGUGCCUGGAACCCAGAAGAAACAUAUUAUCAAGUUGCAGCAACUUUACCAAACAAUAAUGAGCUCUGCACACCAAGAGCUUCCUCCAAAAGACAGGCUGCAGAAUAUUCUACUGCCAAAUCCAGAUAUCGGCUUUUUCAUCUGGAAAGAGGAUGACCUACUCUGGAAAGAACUGGUGCAAUUUGUUAAAAGUCGAUGUGGCAGUAGCCAGGACUACUUGAAUAGUGAUUCUGACAAUUGUGAACUGAGCGAAACAAUAGACAGUCUUAACAUUGAGCAAACAAGAUUAUCAGUUCUGUCAAAUGACAGUGGUAUUGUCAAAGAUUGUGGGGAUCUCCCUCUUGCAAAUGACAUGCCAGCUGCAGGGCCCAGUGAGAAAGAGCAGACCAAGUUUGUCAGAAAAGCCUGCAUAAAGAAGAAAAGCUAUGAUUCCGAAAACACACUGAACCUUUCAGAUGUUUAUGAUACCUCUGCAACAGGAGGUACUGUGCAACUUCAGCGUAAGUUUGGUUGCAAUACAAUGCUGUUCAACUUCAAACAACAGAAGCCUCACACUGCGCGUGUCGUAGUACUUGGGAAUGAUUGCAUUUUGGGACGAUUGGCAAAGGCCGUUCUUUCUAUCAGGAAAAGAGAAACAAGAAGAUGUAUUCUGACCUCAAAACUAAACCUGCAGUUCUACUACAUCCCAGUUACAAAUGAGGAGCAGACCCCGGUAUCUGCCAGCAAGGUCAUCCCGUUAUUGCGCAGUGACUUUUCUUGUGAAAUGUCCAGGUAUUUGGGUGGCAUAGACCCGUGGUAUAACAGCAAUAUCAACAGCCUGCGAGAUAUGAUACCUGAACUAGCUAGAACGUCACCACCAUCCAGACAACAGCCCAAUGCAGACCCAUUUAUUUUGGAUGUUACCUCGUACUAUGUACGAAUGGGAUAUCAGCCUGUUUGCUUUCAAAUCUACAGUGUAAUGUUUACUUUUAUAGACAAAACCAUUGAAUGCGUGGAUGAUGUUUUUCUCAUUCAGCUUGAUGCAGAGCUUCCGGAAUUAAAGUACAGCAAAGAAGUCACAUUAACAAGAAAGAGGACAGUAUCAGAAGGAGUAGGGGUACAAAUUGCAGUUACAUAUAAAAAGAUUGCAUUGAGCAACAGGGAAAGUACAAGACAGUUCAAAAGUCGAUGCACUGGUUUAAUCAUGAAAACAAUUCCUUCAACUGAGGCUGAAGAUCUUGUUUUCCUGAAUGUAACCAUCUCUGAGGUAACAAACAAGUUAAACCUAUCUGGAAAAAUAUCUUUGAUUGAAAACAACAAGAUCAAAACAUCCCAUAUAAAGAUUGAAAUCCAGGAUACACUUGGAAAAUCUUUGGUUGUUUGUCUGGACAAGGAUUCUAGAAGAAUAUACAAAGAUGUUGUCAGCAUUGAAGUCUCUCCUUGUUUGGAACCUGGAUACAGCUUCCAUAAAAUGAGGUCACUGAGAUUUGGUCACAAUGGAGCGGAAAAUGUUGGAUUAACUAAGUACAUGCCAAAAUCCCUGUUGUUACCGAUCAACACAUUUGUAGGUAUUCUGUAAGUUGAACUACCUGUUUCAACUUGGGCAACAGGUCACUUGCCUGAAGAAACCAAUGAUUUGGAGCUGCUAGAACUGUAGAACAGUCACAAUUACAAGUCCAAUUGUUCAGGAGUACCCCUUCUGUCUGAUGGAUUACUUAAGAACAAUUGAGUCACACAAUAUUAGAGACAUUUCCUUCAAACCUGAAAGCCCGAAGGGUGGAAAACGAACCUGCAGAAUACCAGGGGCACUGGUCAGAGGAGCUUGAAACUGAUUGAAAGUUACCUACAGCCAAUCAUAAAAGAAGGGUUUUGAUGGUGAAGUUUUUUUUCCCCAUCUGGAAGUUAUUCUUGACAUAAUGGGCAGGACUCAGCAUUGGGUCAAGUGGGUUCCCAGAAUCUGCACUGUGCUAGGAGUACUUGCCCAACAAUGAUUUUAUGUGAAUUGGUUGAUCAGUGGCCCAAAGAUGCAACUGUUGUCUGGUUUAGAUACAGUUGGCAGAAUUUCAUAGGAGGCCUUCCAGUAUGGAUGAAGUUGCAAUAUCCUAUUUACAGAUAAGGGAGAGAGAGGGCCACUCCAUGUUGACAUGUCAUGAAAGCAACAGGGAAGCAGGCCAUUCGACCCAUCGAGUCCAUACUAACCCUUCGAACAGCAUCCUACCGAGACCCAUGCUAUGCCUGUAUUCCUGUGUUCCCCACGCUGAUCCACCUAGUCUGCACAUCUCUGGACACUGUGGGCAAUUUAGCAGGGCCAAUCCACCCUGACCUGCACAU